ACCAGUCACAUUCGAAAAACAGGAAGUGUACCUGACAAAAAUAUUGACUUGUUUUUGUUGUUUUUUUUUUACAUUUUUCUUCCAGUUUGAAGCAUGUAGUUCAUCAAAAUCGAACUUUAGCUUCAAUUUUAAACCAUGUAAUAAAUUUUAGGUGUAUUUAUCAAACUCUGAUUAGUCAGAUCGCCAUUUUUCUGAAAAGAAUAUUUUAUGACUCACCUGUAAUCAAGGUGUUUAGUUUAUGAUUUUAGUUCCGUUCAGAAACCAGCAGAAAUGAACGGCUAUAGUUUGGUCCAGUUGAUUAAGACUGUCCUUCUGGGAUUUACUGCCUUGAUUUCGGGCGGUUCACUGAUCUUACCAUAUUGGUACCAGUUUGAAGUUCAGGUUACCUGGGAUGGAGGUCGCACGAUGCAGACAAAGACGAUAGAUGUUGGACUGUUUUACAUGGACCAGGGAGACAAUAUCAACAUGAUAGAUAUCAUCAUGAUUGAUAAAGCUAGUAAUGCAAAAACAUUCCCACCCAUGUUCCGUGUAGCUCAGAUCUUCUUCGGCCUUGGGAUUUCUGCAGUGUUUGUGCUGUUUAUUGCCUCAUUGAUAUAUUUCUGCCGAAAAUACAAGUCGGCAACAGGGGAGAUGUGCCUUGCUGCGGGACUUUUGCCAACAUCCCUGUGUCUGGUUCUAGGUACCGUAUUUGCCGCGCUGGCAGGAAUCAUCAAGGAUCCUAGUGCUUGGGAAGCCUUUCCGGUUCCCGACAACUACAUGCAGGUGAAGGCUGAUCCGGUUAUAAAGCUUGGCAUUGGUCUUUAUGUGGCAGCUUUUGCUGCUCUUCUAGGCCUGGUAUCCUUGGGGCUAGCCUGGAUGCAGGCUUGUAUGUUGUGUAAGCAUGUCGAAGAGGUCAGGUACCAGAUGUUGAAUGCACCUCUCACUGAAGAUGAGCGAGGUGUGGGUCCGGCUACAAUGUACAAGUUUGGUGCACCAACUUCUGGUUUCCGGUAUGAUGGGUACAGCAAACCAGAACGAGGAAUGGAAGUUGACUUCUAGAAGCUAGGAACCAGGCUUGAAUUACACACUUUAAAGACACAUUUUAUAACAGUUUGACUUCUAGAGCUAAUUGUACAAAAAAAAAGACUUGUUUAGAGAGAACAUAAAACACAUAUCACAUACCGUAAUAUACAUAUGAGUAUGACUAAUGAAAUGUAUAAUUAUGCAGUUUAUAACAGUAGCAAAAUGAGUUUACCUACCCUAGGACAUGUUAAUAUAUUAAUUUAUAUACAGGAACAUGUCAUAUUCAGAUAUGGAUUAUAAUAGCAUCAGAUUCAGGAAAUCUUGAUAAAUUGUGCAAAUUGUUUAGGUAGAUUCAGUUUAGGUUGUCAAGUUACCACUCAAGUCAAUUCUACAUAAAAUACGAUGUAAAGUACGCAAAUUGUCAAGGCUGAUUCAGUUUUUAUUGUCAAUUGUCAGUCAGGUUUCUAUCAUUCUUGGCUUGUUUAACCAGUUUAGAGGAUAAAACUGUUCAUCCAGUUACAAUUAAUUUGUGGUAUAUUGUAAUUACUUACAAAAACACUCAUUGCCAUUUUCAAGAACAGUUGCUUUUGAUUUUCUAAUCAAAUGGUUUACAGAAAUGUUUGUACUUAGUAACUGAAACACUAGAUCUGGAAUCAUUUGAUGAAGACAAGUUUUGUGAGUGCUUUAAACUAAAUUUGACAUACAUUGUUUUAUAUAGAAUUUUAUUUUUGUAUUAAAUUUUGUAUUAUACAUUAUACAUGUAACUAGUUUCAUUUGUCUUACAUAUCAGCUAAUAAAGUCUAACUUUCGAUUCACCUUUUCCUAACAAGGGUGUUUUUUUCUGUAAUUAGUCUUAAGUAAGACAAUACCAUCGGUAUUGUACAUCAUUAUUAUUCUAAAGAACUUUUAAGGGUGUAAGUAGGAACUAUGUAUAUUUAUAAAAAUCUUAAUUAGUCUUUAAUUUAUAGUAAAAACAGUUUAGAUUGGGUGUCAGUAUGCAAUUCCAUUUUAGUAUUUUGGACCCCAGAAGUUUUAACUUUAACUUUUGAUAGAGUAUUGUAGAAAGUUUCAAAAUAUCUCAGUUAGCAUGUAAGUAACAUUUCUCUUGUACAGAAAUUGUUAACUUUGAGGAAUAUGAUACAUUAAUCACAUUGGCCAAAACUUUAAAGAGGGAAAAUAAAGACUUGACAUUAAUAAACAUCUUAAUACAUGUAACUCAAUAAGGUCCUACUGCCUCUCAGAGAAGUUGUAAAAUUAUGUAUAGCUAAAAGGGAAAUCAACCCAAAAUAUAAUUGUAUGGAAUAGGUGAAUUAUAAACAGUAGGUUUAACUCAUGCUUUGUCAGUUUGGAUAUAGGUGUGUUUGAUUCACAAUGUAUUGGAAGUGAUAAGUUGACAUAAGUUUUGUUCCCAACUCAUUCGGAUAUGAGCAAAAACUUUUUCGAGUUCACAAAAUGCAUACCUCAUUUAUCUCUUGCAUUUCAGUCUUAUUUUAUUUGAAGGGCCAUAUGAUUAUCUUCAUUAUGUUCGGUUUUCAUUAUGUUUGGUUAAUGUGCUGCCAGGGGAGAUAACUGCUGCUGGAAAUUUGGCUAACUACAAAAGUACAUGUGUCCAUGCUUUUAUUUAGAUCAUCUGUAAACAAUAAUGUCAUGAAAUUUUCUGCAUUUUCAGUUUUCAUUGUACUUAUUAACAGUGCUUGUAUUAAAUACAAAAAAUUAUCAAAUAUUACCAACAAAUGCCUAGACUAGAUAAACAGUGGUUCUGCCCAGCUGUGCCAGAAAGACUGCCCUGAAGACACUUUUGGUCUUCCUCUAUUGUUAAAAGCUGAAAAAUUCAGCAUUGUGUCCAUGUGACUCUAAACCUAACAAAACGGUGGAAAAAAACUUGACCACUGAAACAUUUUUAUUAGCUCAUCUGAUUUUUUGAAAAAAAAUGAUGAGUUAUUGUCAUCACUUGAGCGGUUGUCGGCAUCGGCGUCUGCGUCGGCGUUGCCUGGUUAAGUUUUAUGUUUAGGUCAGCUUUUCUCCUAAACUAUCAAAGCUAUUGCUUUGAAACUUGGAAUACUUGUUCACCAUCAUAAGCUGACCCUGUAUAGCAAGAAACAUAACUCCAUCUUGCUUUUUGCAAGAUUUAUGGCCCCUUUAGUACUUAGAAAAUAUCAGAUUUCUUGGUUAAGUUUUAUGUUUAGGUCAACUUUUCUCCUAAACUAUCAAAGCUAUUGCUUUGAAACUUGAAAUACUUGUUCACCAUCAUAAGCAGACCCUGUACAUCAAGAAACAUAACUCCAUCUUGCUUUUUGCAAGAUUUAUUGCCCCUUUUGGACUUAGAAAAUCAGUUUUCUUGGUUAAGUUUUAUGUUUAGGUCAGCUUUUAGCCUAAACUAUCAAAGCUAUUGCUUUAAAACUUGCAACACUUGUUCACCAUCAUAAGUUGACCCUGUACAGCAAGAAACAUAACUCUUUCCUGCUUUUUGCAAGAUUUAUGGCCCCUUUUGGACUUAGAAAAUAUCAGAUUUCUUGGUUAAGUUUUAUGUUUAGGUCAACUUUUUCGCUUAAACUAUCAAAGCUAUUGCUUUGAAACUUGCAACACUUGUUCACCAUCAUAAGCUGACCCUGUACAGCAAGCAACGUAACUCCAUCCUGCUUUUUGCAAUAAUUAUUGCCCCUUUUGGACUUAGAAAAUCAUUUUCUUGGUUGAGUAUUAUGUUUAAGUCAACUUUUUUCAUAAACUUUCAAAGCUAUUGCUUUAAAACUUGCAACAGUUUUUCACCAUCAUAAGUGGACACUGUACAUCAAGAAACAUAACUCUAUCCUGCUUUUUGCAAGAAUGAUGGCCCUUUUUAGACUUAGAAAAUCAUGGGUAGGACAAUAUUUCUAUUACACAAAAAAAAUCAGAUGAGCGUCAGCACCCGCAAGGCGGUGCUCUUGUUAAUUUUUAUUUCAAUUUUUCAACAUUGUAAUUGCAAUUGUUCUUAAUCAUAUUAUUACAUGUAUACCCCUAAAAACAAACUUUAGAACGGGAUAUACCGGUACUUGAAUUACACUGUCACUGGGUCUGUACAACUGUGAUAAAAUAAUAAGUUGAUAGAGUUUCUGGGACAUAGGUAUAUAAUCAUAAGAUACAGGUCAAGGAUUAUUUUGGUUACAAUCCACUGUUUUUUGCCAGAGUUAUGGCCCGUUUUCAACAUAAAAUUCAGUAACAUGUCGAUGUCUGUUCGAUAACUCUUGAUAGCAUGAACAGACUAAAUUUAUUUUUGAUAGACAGGUACAUGAUUAUAAAAUACAGGUCAAGUCCUAUUAACCAAUUUUGAUAGAGUUAUGGCCCCUUUGCAACGUAAAAAUUGGGUUAUCUAUUCAGUAACUCUUGAAUUCAUUAUACCAUUGAGAAGACUAGAUAUUGUCAUAUAGUUCUAAAAAUCAGGCUCUUCACCGACUUUUUACAGUUGUAAAACAGGUGUAUUUCAAAAAGGCAUGGAGGUAUCAUUUAGUCUGCAAUAUCAACACUGUUCUAAUAUAUCACUGUAAUAUACCAUUUUUAUAGUCUUUAUAAGGUACAGGCAUAUAAAUAUUUUGUAUCUUGUAACAGUAAUAAAAAUUCAUACAGAA
Messenger RNA from Mercenaria mercenaria, 4604 nucleotides. RefSeq lists its product as uncharacterized. The transcript has 4 exons. Lineage: Eukaryota; Metazoa; Mollusca; Bivalvia; Venerida; Veneridae. Bases 271 to 1038 code for a protein of 255 amino acids. The record is from RefSeq and is a predicted model, not a curated record.